Messenger RNA from Carassius auratus (goldfish), 487 nucleotides. Its product is annotated as rho GTPase-activating protein 20-like. The transcript is spliced from 4 exons. The record is from RefSeq and is a predicted model, not a curated record. Lineage: Eukaryota; Metazoa; Chordata; Actinopteri; Cypriniformes; Cyprinidae. Gene Ontology annotation, molecular function: GTPase activator activity. The annotation marks the transcript as partial. Gene Ontology annotation, biological process: signal transduction.
UCUGGUCACUAUGAAGAGCCACUCAGUGGAGAACCUGUACUUGUCACUGCUUCAGUGUUCAAGGAAUUCUUACGCAAUAUACCGGGCAGCCUAUUGUGUGAGGAGCUCUAUGAGCAAUGGCUCCAAGCAGUGGAGCAGGAUGGUGAAAGAAAUGGACAAAUGACAGAGAGAAACCUGCUACAAGAAGUUCAGAGGCUUGUUCAGCUUUUACCUAAAGAAAAUCUCCUGCUGCUGAGACACAUGAUAGCAAUGCUGCAUCACAUUCAGCUCAAUGCUGAGCACAACCAGAUGACCUCUUUUAACCUGGCUGUGUGUAUAGCACCUAGCUGUCUGUGGAAUCGCAAACUACAAUCUCAUGAGAAAGAUGCCAAAAAGGUGUGUGACCUUGUGCAUGUCUUGAUUGACAACUGCUGUGCGUUGUUUGGGGAUGAAAUAAUAACCCUCUUAAAGGAUUUGACUGAAGACAAUAGAAGCAAACGCGGAUCAG